Penicillium waksmanii is the source of this 1089-nucleotide messenger RNA. RefSeq lists its product as uncharacterized. Lineage: Eukaryota; Fungi; Ascomycota; Eurotiomycetes; Eurotiales; Aspergillaceae. The record is from RefSeq and is a predicted model, not a curated record. Bases 1 to 1089 code for a protein of 362 amino acids. The transcript is spliced from 3 exons.
AUGGCGCCCUCCAAACCUAGGCAGCCGACCCUCCAAAAUUCCAAUAUCUACGAUAACUGGGUCUCACACUCAACAGGCCACCAAGUAGCCGAUAGCCCGUACUCAAACACAACCGCAUGGCGCGACACGCGAGCAAAAAAACUCCGGAACCAGUACCGCACUGGGGACUGUCUUCUGCGAAGCUCGGGGGAGUGGAAGCGGGGGCAAGAGCAGCUCAGCGGUGGGACUGGGACUGGGAGUGGUGCUGGUGCUUUUGACGGAACACUGGGACCUGAUUCACCGGAGACUGAUGCUGGAGCCGGAGCCGGAGCCGGAGAGGGACGCCAGCCUGUACAGAAAUCUUCCAGGCCGAGACCCGGUGGCGAAUAUCGAUGGGUUUCGGAUGCGGAGGCCAAGCGCUCGCAAAUGGGUGUUCGGGAUAUUCGGAGCUUUAUGGGGGUUAGUAAACGCAAGGCGGAUGAUAAGGUGCAUUGGACGGAGAAGAAGUUGAAGUGGCUUCAUACUGUGGAGGAGGAAUUGAAGAAGAAAAGGCAAGAGAGUGAUAGAGAUGGAAAUAGAGAUAGAGAUAUCUCGACAGGAAGGAUGGGGGUGGAGGAGCCGACACCAAACCCGACACCGACAUUAUCUACCCCCAAAGACGAAAACCAAAACCAAAACCAAAACCAAACCUCCAACCCGAAUCCUAAUCUCAACCCCGAUCCCAAAUCCGAAUGCAAAUCCACCCUCCUAACCGGAACAUCAAUCUACAUAAACGGCACAACCCUCCCACAAAUCUCCGACCACAAACUAAAACACCUCCUCGUCGCGCACGGCGCCAACGUCGCCUCCUUCAUGGCGCGGAAGGGCGUAACACACAUCAUCGUUGCACCACCGGGAACAACAGGCGCCGGUGCGGGCGGUGGUCUCGCGGCGAGAAAAUUGCAGACGGAGAUUUCUAGGGGUGGGUGGAAGGGGGUUAAGAUUGUUGGAGUUGAGUGGGCAUUGGAAAGUAUCAAGGUAGGAAAACGGCUUGCGGAGUCGAAAUUCUCUGUUCUGACUAUCGCGCCUAAGGGACAGAGGAGUGUUACUGGGUUUUUUGGCGGUGCUUGA